GUUCGACUCGCGGCAACGCAGUGUGUAUCGAAAUUUCGUUUUCCUCCAGUCGUCGUCCGACGUGACCGAUUCGUCUCGCUAUAAGCAUUGUACGAAUGUAAAAUUUAUUCCGCACAUCUCGCGUGAUCGCUGGCCGGGCAGCGAAACGUGAUCGCGUGCGAAACCGACGGGCCGCGCGCGAAAAACAACGUCCCGCCCGUUCGUAAAAGUGUAUUCGAAUCACGCUCGUGUGCCAAGUGUUAAACGAAAGUGAAACGGACGCUCGAUUCUUUGUUCGAUACCUUCUGCGUCUUUGAAUACAUCUGCUUCAGACGGAAUGAAAUUUUUUUAGAUAUUUCGACGAUAGUUCAUGAAACCUAGUUUUUAAAUACCUUUCGGCACGCACUAUAGACGAACAGCGUAGCCGACGAGAUAAGAACAGUAACGUAACGUUACGUAAUGUAAUACCGAUUUUCUUAUGACAAACGUUUUGCAAAUAAAAUCGACUUUCACUCGGUAAUACGUUUCCACGCACAGACAUCAAAUAUUGUCAGAAUGCACAACGGAAAAGGGAUGGAUACGAUUCUCUCGCGUAAUUGUAAAUGACCGGCAUAAAUAACGCGGUGUUCGACCCGUGCGCGGAGCGUUCUAUCAGUAUCAAAUCCGCGGCGUUCCUCGGGUAUGAAGAUUAAUGGAGAACAUUAGAAGAAGUACAUGCGUGGGUGUCCGUCAAACGAACGGUUCCUGCAACGUGGAAGCCGAUUCCCUCUUCGUAUACGUUAUACACCGAGGAGCAAGUGUUCGUCCAUUGGCGUAGGUCCCUCGUUUCACGCGUGACGAGCAUCAAACCUGCAGAACGCGGCGCAGAUUUCACCGGCGAUUAAAAGCUUAUGCAAAUCGCGGUCAAUUAUGUUCGUAACAAUAAUCACCUUUUACGCGAAUCCGCCUGAAAGAGUUUUCAAUAGCUGUUUGUUCGAAGUUAAUAGUCCGUUAAUAAAAUCACUCGCGAGAUAACAAAGAGCGCACGCGUUUGUAAAGACAUGAGAAUAAAUUAAGAUUCACUUCUGCUCUCUGCUGUUCUGUGUCUGCAAUUUUUACAUCCACCGAUUUCAGGCAUUUCCUAAUUUCGCGUGACCGAGUCUACGCCACGGGUGAAACUCGCGAGGCAAUGAUUACGUUUGGUUCCUUCCGCGUCGAGCAGACAGCAAUAUUAGAUAGAUAGCGGCGUGACUCGGUUCGAGACCACCAAUAAGACAACGAGAGCGAACCCGCGCGUGGGUAUCGUCGCCUCUCCGCGGUGGACCCCAUAGAAUUACACGGUAAUCUCGAUUCGAGGCAAUGAUCUUAUCGAGGCGUGGAAAAACGGGCGUGUACGUAUGCAGAUCGCGCAAGGUGUAGCGUACUCGACUCCGCGCGUGACGUUUCCGGAAAUGCACACGCUCCUCGGGUUGUCCCGAAGGCUUACGCUCCCCGUGCACGCGAAUCGCGAAACUCUACGGAUGAUCGAUUUCUGUAAAGACCAAACCAGCAACACUCGUAUAAGAAAAUCACAGCGUUCGACGCUAAAAUCGUCGAACCGUAGACCUUUGAAUACGGCGCAGCCCAGCUUUUUCCUCGCCUUCUUCCGCACACGUUUUGUUCCCGAUAUCGCGAUGCGACGCGGCAUCGCAUUGUCCAGUUUAUUCUGAAAUUACAAUAUCGUAACCGUAUCGCUGAACGUGUGCUAUUUCAAGAUUCGCGGUAAGAACCGUGCGAUAAACAUGCAAAAGCGAAACCAUAAACCUGUUCUAUCAGAGCGUCCGCUGUUCGCGAUUCCUCAGAAAUCCGGGGCUAUAUUUAAUUCAUAACGAUUUAACGAUCUUUAUACCGUGCGUUGGCAAGGAGUCAAGGCCGCGGUUAAGAUAAUGCACAUGACCGAAAGGAAAAAGUGGAAAAUUGUUGGCAUUGAAUAAAACGCAGCAUUCCGCGGCGUCGAUGAUGGAACCUUUUAAUCCGUUGAAAGUGCUGCUGCUGGUGUUACUCGUGCGGCAAGAAAUCGACGACGUAACCGCCGUUUCAAUGGUGAAUGACCACCAGGAUCGAGCGAGGAAUGUAUCCGAGAGGUUCACGUCUACUACAACCUUGACUGUAAAUAUUAGAGACGACGAUGAUCAAGAUCCUUCUUUCAUCUAUCAAGGAUGUAUGCUUCUGGAUGGGACUUGCAUCAAUCCAGAGUAUUCAGCGUCCGUAUCGAGCGGAGUGUUAUCCGGGAUACUCAAUAUAUCGCCGGAGAAAAUACAAGCCGUCGAUAUGGACAGCAUAAACGCGCCCAUUCACUACUCGUUCCUCAGCGGCAAUCCAUCGAAUUAUCGCGAGUUCUUCGAAAUAAACCCGAACACCGGCGCCGUUAAGCAAAUCAAGGCGGUCGACACUACUGUUACGAAGAAGUUCGAUAUUAUCAUUAAGGCUGUCGAGGUGUCGGAGGCGAAGCGAUCAGCUACGGCUAAAUUGACCAUUACUGUGAAGCCAGUCGACAGUAAUCCUCCAAUUAUAACGGCUUCGAACGUGGAGGGCUACGUUGAUGAGAACGCACCAAUCGGGACAAAGGUUAUCGAUAAAAAUGGUGAUCCCAUAGUGCUCACCGUUUCGGACGCCGAUUUGAGUCCUGAAGAUCCGAAACCCGCGUACACUUUCGAACUGACUACGAAUUUCUUUGCGAUCGACGCUUCCGGGACGUUGGUCGUGAAUGAAGAGAAUUUAGACCGUGAUCCUCCGAGUCCCGGUCGUUUCCGGUUUCAAGUGGUCGCCAGGGAAAAAACCGGCGUCGCAGCAUCCGCACCAUUAUCCUUCGUGGUGACACUGAACGACGUUAAUGACAAUGCUCCCAUACUUCCGAUGAUAGCUCCUAUCACCGUUCAAGCCGGGGAGACAAAGAGAGUGGUGACAAAGGUCGAGGCGACGGACAACGACGACGGGGAGAACGCUGAAAUAACGUACAGCAUUUACCACGUGUCAAAUAACGGACUGCAUAAAUUUAAAAUCGAUCCGAAGACCGGCGUGAUCGAGACCGUGAGGAAACUGAACGCCGGCGAGCAAUUCAGCAUCACGGUCCAAGCGAUGGACAAGGGCGGAAAGUAUUCGCAAACGAUCGUCGAGGUGAAUGUGAUUCCCGGACCCAAUACCAGAAGCCCAGUUUUCCAGCAACCGGUGUACGAAGUCCAGGUCAGCGAGGGUGCAUCGAUUAAUUCCACGGUAGCGACAAUUACGGCUGUUGAUCCAGAAAACGAUCCUGUAUCGUACUCGAUCGUUUCUGGCAACGACCUGCGUCAGUUCGCCAUUGGUCACAAAUCGGGCUUAAUCACCGUUAUAAGGAAGUUGGACAGGGAGGACUUGACUCGUUAUCAGCUGCUGAUAAAGGCCGAGGACUCCGGCGGGUUGUUCAGCACGGCGACGGUGAACAUCAAGGUGACUGACAUCAAUGACAAAAAUCCAGAAUUCGUGGAUUUGCCGUACGAGUUCUCCGUGAAGGAAGGAGAAGCGCGGAAAUUGAUCGGUCGCGUUCACGCCGAGGAUGCCGACGAAGGCAUUAACGCUGAAAUUACGUAUUUCGCGCCCGACGAUAUACCGUUCACGGUCGAUCCUGAAACCGGGGACGUGUUAACCAAGAUAGUCUUAGAUUACGAGCAGAACGAUGAAUACAAAUUCGUCGUGACUGCUAGAGACGGCGCUCCCGAUUAUCGUUUAGCCACAGCCACCGUCACGGUGAAAGUUAUAGACGUCGAGGACGAGGUUCCUAUUUUUCGUCAAAGCAGUUACGAAGCUCGAGUCAAGGAGAAUAUGCCGGAUUACGCGGUGAUUCAAGUGACGGCCGAUGAUCCGGACACAAAGAAGCAAAUCACAUACAUGAUCAAACAAGGGGAUACCGAACUCUUCGUCAUAGACCCGAAGACGGGACUGAUAAAAACUACGCGUGGUUUAGACUACGAGAGAGAGGUCCAACACAUCCUCAUAAUUGGCACCGUCGAAAAUACGAACGACCUGCUUGGUUCCACUACGAGAGUCGUGGUCAACGUCCAGGACGUAAAUGAUAUUCCGCCAGUGUUCACCUCCGUUCCACGUCCGAUUACGUUAGACGACGAUGUCGCCAUCGGAACAACAGUCAUUAAUCUUAUAGCGACAGACUCCGAUGGAACUCCACCGGGGAACCAAGUGAGGUACGAAAUCAUUGGCCGUGGCUUGGCGAACAAAUAUUUUGUGAUCGAUCCGGACAGCGGGGUGCUUAGAAUACGAGACGAUUUGCGCAAAGAGACAGACACUGAGUAUCAGGUUGACGUGCGCGCGUAUGACAUGGGAGAGCCGCAACUGUCGUCGGUGACUACUGUACCGGUGUUCGUCCGUCACGUGGCAACGGUACCGCCGGAAAUCGGUUUGGGCUUCGCGGAGAAUUCGUACAACGUCGAAGUGCCGGAAGACGCGGGCGACAAUACGUUGAUCAAGAUACUCACGGUCAUCAAUAGUCACGCGCACGACGCCACGCCGCUGAGGUGCGAAAUUUACAGUGGGAACGAGAACGAUCUAUUCGAGGCGAACGUUACCGAGGAGCGAAAUUGCGCGCUCAGGCUGAAGAAGGGAGCUUUGGAUUACGAGACGACGGAAUCGUAUCAAGUGAAAAUCAGGCUCGAGUCUCUGUCGGGACUUCUGAAUUCUGGGAGGAAUACUACAAUGGUGAAAAUUCAAGUACUCGACGUGAACGACAAUAAGCCUGAGUAUAUUUUCCCGGAGAACAGUCAAAAGUUAAUAAGGGGUCGUUACUUCGCUGCAGUUCCCCGGGGGGCACAAUUCGCUUCCACAGUGAUACAAGUGAAGGCACACGAUAAAGAUAACGGGAAAUACGGGAAGCUGGAGUAUAAAAUAUUGGGAGGUAGAGGCUCGAACUAUUUCGCCAUGGAUAGCUCGACCGGAAUAAUUAGAACCACUGCAACAUUUGAUAACGUGGACCCAUCGGAGCUCCCAUUUAAAUUCGACGUUCGCGUUAGGGACAAUCCUAACUCGACUGACAACUAUAACUCGAUCGUCGCACCAGUUAUAGUAAAUUUGAUUGGCGAGGAGAAUCUGAUGAUUCUAGUCGUUCAGGACGCAGCGCCGGACGCGUUGCAGAAGGACGCGUCGAAGAUAGCUGGUAUCAUCGAGGAGAAGAGCGGACUUCUGAUCGGUGUCGACAGGAUCGGCGUGAGAAAAAAUCUGACAAAAAAUGGGACCAUCGAGAUGUACCCCCAGGACUCCGACGUGUGGUUCUACGCAGUUGAUCCGGACACGGAAAUUAUUUUAGACAGGAACAGUUCGCGGAUACAAAGAUCGAUCAUCGAGAAGCCGGCUAUGUCAAACAUCACUUUUGAUGUGUCCACGUUGAUUCGAGUCACCGCGAUAGACAUUCACGCACCGAUGAUGCCGCCGGAACCAGUGCGUACUCAAACCGCGAUCGCAUUCAGUGGCGAAGUGUUCCCAUACGCGUUGAUCAUAAUCGCGUGCGUCAUAUUAAUCCUAGGGAUAGCUGGGAUUAUCUACAUCUGCGUUUCCUGGUCCAGAUACAAAGCGUACAAAGAACGAAUGCAACGAAUGUACGUCGUGCCUCGUUACGAUCCUGUGUACGUGGAGCCGAAUUUGAAAGAGUACGAGACCCAGGUGCUACAAAUGAGCGUGCCAGUGGACGAUAACGAUAGCUAUAACGAUCUCCAGCUUGAUUUCAGCAAUAAGAAUCACGCGUUCAGCUUGGACAAUGUUAGUUACAUUACUAAAGACCACGGAGAGAGUACAGGUCAACACAGUCCUGUGAGUUCUGAAGCGGCUACCACCGCGCGAGCUUCGAGCAUAGCCGGGACCCACGGAGAUGGAAAUAUCCACUCGCUACGUCGAUCCACCCUCGGCAGAAAGAACCAUAACAAUAGUGGCUCGAACACGGUUAACAACCACGACGCGACGCCGGUGUUGAACCCGCUCUACAGCCACGGUAACGACCUGCUCAACGCUAGUCCGUCGAACGACAACGUGACGUUCAGGGAGAGGAAGGAUUACUCUCAUCUCGGAUUCACGUACUUGGGCGAGCAGAGCCCGGUGGAAACGACCACCGAAUUGUAAGCACAAUUGGAGGAUCGUGAUCGAACAUGCUCAAACCGAAAGACUCUUCACGGAGCCGACGCUCCCGGUGUUUGCAUUGUGCCACUGUGACAGCGAGGAGUCCUCCUUGUGCGACGUAAGUUUUGUCAAUAAGGUGCAUCGAUUUCUCGAUAAACGAUAUUCGUGAAACUAGGACGAGAAGCAUGGCACCUAUUAUUUACGACAGGCAUGUCUACGGGAGCUCUCCGAGAAGCACCCAAGAGGGAAUAGUUUGCUCGUGACAAUCGCGAUUCUAGGCCUGCACACACAGUGUCAAAGUUCUCGCUCAUUAUCAGCUACUCCAAUGUUAUUUCUCUACUACUUUACGGCUCAUCACGUACUCGGAGAACGCUCCCGUCCUCUAAACAAUGAUUUGGACAUGCCUGAUUUACGAUGCGCCGUCGUACCACGAUGCGUUUCUACAAACGGCCGCUGUACCUACUUCUGAGAUUAAUUUCACGUCGGGAACCGCGACUCCCGUGAGGAUUAAAAGAUCCGCGCGUUGUAGCGGCACCGACGCGAUGCCUGAACUGAAAGCGGAUUGCAAUGCAUUUCUAAGUAUGUACAAGAUUCGCUCCGCGCGACUGACUCUCAAUUGAAUCGUCUCGAUGAAUAGCGCGGCCGCGUAUCCCACCUCCGAAACAGGUCGCGAGUGCAUUACGUUGCUGCAAAUGAAACGUCAUUAUCUUUGAACUUUUGCAAAAAUUGACAAAAUUACUUAUCAACCGUAAACGUCAUUAAAGACUGACGACUACUUUUAUUAUUGUCUGGAGUGUAUAAAAUGGCAGAAUUAGUUUGUAAUUAAAUAUGUUACGUUUCAUACGCAACAAUUUCAUAUGACGAACGUACAAAAUGCGACGAGCUUCUUUCUACAAACUCGUAGGGAAAGCGUUCCCAAGAUUUUCUAUGACCACAGAAUACUGCUCAUCGACGCAACUAUUUUUUACACAUCGAAUAUUUGUUGUGCAAUAGCCGAUUGCAAUAAAGCGUACUCGCGCAAUGCUUGUUAUGAAAUCUCGAGCGCGCGUUGAAGUGAUAGACAAGCGAAUGUUUUAUUCGCGAGAAGGCAUAGAAGUUAUUACGAGUCAACGUACCGUCCAACCUAGUGGUAAGAAUUGAUGAAACGAAUUAUAAAUGACGUGUCCGAAGAUAAGAGUGAAUGAUUCGAACGAAUGCGUUUCGCGUGAAUGACUUAAAUCUGGUGUACACCUGCACGGUGUGUACGAGGGAUACGCAUGUAAAAUGCAUUGUAAAAUAAGAUCUUUCUAUUUAUAAUCGCGCGUUUGCUCAUAUUAUUUUAUUAUUUUUUAACGAUAUUCAACCAAUGUCAUGUAGUCGUUUACCGUUACGAUUGUGGGUGUCGAGGCACACGCAUUAUUUCAUAUUUAUUCCGUUUACCUGCAAAAUCGAUAAUAGCCAUCAGCUGUUCGCUAUACCAGAAAUAAAAUGUGAUUCAAGAUUCUACUUUUUAUACUUAUGUAUGUAUUUUUACUAAAGUAAACGUUGACAUAAACGCUCUUCUUAAAUUUGUAACGUCUUUCGGAUGUUAAAUAGAUAAGAAUGUUCGCGUGAAAUAUGUACUUGUAAGCAUGGUCGUACCGACAAUAAUCAAUUAAAAAUACUGUACUUAACGCGAUGAUUGAAUUAACUAAACUUAGGUACUUGAAUCGUCUUUUCGUUUUCGCGUGCGACGUACUGCGCGAGGAACGAGCAGGACAUGUAGAAUUAAAUUGCGAGACUUAAUCGAUUAAAUCUCUAGUCGUGUGGCGAGCAUCCCGAAUGUUAUAUCAAGAUGAAACUGUUUUUUAACACAUUGUACUUUGUUUAGGAAUCGAGAAAAAUUCUAUCGCCAAUUCGUUGACUAGAGUGUUAACAUCCUUUAAUUGUAGUCGCGUGUUGUUUACAACAGAGGGAACAUAAAUAUUGUAAAAAUUGUUAAUACCUAAUAAAUCUAUUAUAUAAUAUUUACAUAAA
Ceratina calcarata is the source of this 8085-nucleotide messenger RNA. Its product is annotated as cadherin-99C. Bases 1954 to 6093 code for a protein of 1379 amino acids. Gene Ontology annotation, biological process: homophilic cell-cell adhesion. The transcript is spliced from 17 exons. NCBI's taxonomy places the organism in Eukaryota, Metazoa, Arthropoda, Insecta, Hymenoptera, Apidae. Gene Ontology annotation, cellular component: plasma membrane. Gene Ontology annotation, molecular function: calcium ion binding. The record is from RefSeq and is a predicted model, not a curated record.